Syzygium oleosum is the source of this 879-nucleotide messenger RNA. RefSeq names its product NAD(P)H-quinone oxidoreductase subunit S, chloroplastic. Bases 47 to 793 code for a protein of 248 amino acids. Lineage: Eukaryota; Viridiplantae; Streptophyta; Magnoliopsida; Myrtales; Myrtaceae. The record is from RefSeq and is a predicted model, not a curated record. Gene Ontology annotation, biological process: photosynthetic electron transport chain. The transcript has a single exon.
UGGCCAGGAUUUAAAGGACAUCAACUCCCCUACUCGGCCAUCAACCAUGGCUUCCACUCUCCCCAACCUCCACCCUCCUUCCCUCAGGUCCGCAUUCCUUGGCGGCAGCGCCGCCCGCCUCCGCAAGCCGUCUGCCACAUUUCCGAAGCACGGCCGGUCGACGAUCCACUCGAGACCGUGCGCUGCUAAGUUUGACCUCUCUGAGAUACUCGGCGGGCGAGGCCUCUGCAAUGGCGAGAAGGGCAUUGAGCAAGAGCUCAAGCGAACCGUUGGAGAACCGUCCCCGUCGUCUGAUGUUGAGAAGCCCGCGGGAAUUGAAGAGCCGUCUCCGUCUUCGGACGGUGGAAAGCUCGCCGGAGAUGCGGUAUCUGCGGCGGAGAGCGUCUCUGAAGAUGCAUUCGAGAAGGAACUCAUGGGGUUGACUGGAGGAUUCCCCGGCGGUGAGAAGGGACUGCAGUCUUUCAUUGAGAAGAAUCCACCACCGCCGAAGAAAUCGGCCGAGAAGAUGAGUUCAGCGGCAGUGCCAAGCUUGAAGAAGCCGAAGGCACCGGAGCUGCCGCUUCUGAUGCCCGGAAUGAUUGCGCUCGUGAAGAACCCAAACAACCCGUACUACAUGUACUGCGGGAUCGUGCAGAGGAUCACCGAUGGAAAAGCUGGGGUGUUGUUUGAAGGAGGGAAUUGGGAUCGGUUGAUAACUUUCAAUUUGGACGAGCUGGAGAGGAGAGAGAAAGGACCUCCCAUGAACAGUCCUAGGUCUGUGAUGUUGGAGAAUCUCAUUCAGAACAAACCUUGAAUUCAUGUUCUUUAGCAUCUCUGCUUGAGUAUGUAUGCAUAUUACUGAGAAUAUGAUUUAGUACUUAAAAGGUUCAAACUUGGAAA